UUAUGCCUUAAAGGCAAGUUUCUCAUGUCCCACAAGACUUCUGAAAAGUUUACUAGAUACCUCUGGCACGACGUGAACCCAACGUCCCCUUAAGCACCGUGCAAAGCGAUGAAGCUGUGGGUUCUGCCGCAAUUUACUGGCAAAUCAGCAGUUUGGGUAGUGCACACUCUGGGGGUCUGAGUACUCUUGGAGCCGGUGCUCGAGUUGCCUCCUCGCUGCAGCCUCGAUCAGUCGCAGGAGAACAUCCAGCUGACCGCGCCCGGCAGCGCCAUUUGUUGCUUGUUCACCUGAGCGAAGCCACUUCUUGAGAAAGAGUGCUCACUCACGUACAUACACACACCUACCAUGGAGAACGGCUUGGCCGAGAACAUCUACGAAAAACCCGAUGAACAAAUGGAGCUGCAAGCCGCCUACGAGAAUUCGCCGGAGGUGUUCAGAGGGGAGGAAGUCGCCGACUACGAGGAAAUCACCGAAUACGACAAGGUCGCCCGCUCCCCCUCUAAUUCCCCGAGCCGCUCGCUCUCUUCCUCCUCCUCGGUGGAGAGCGCAGAGCUGAACCAUCAUCACGACGGUACGGAGCAGGAGGCUGACCGAGAGGAGCUGUUCCUCGGCGGGGACGAGGUGGACGAGCGGCACAGCUGCAGCCCCGCGACCCACAGCCCACACCUGAAAGGCAGUAGCAGCAGCAGCCUCAGCCCCAGCCCCAGCCCCAGCCCGGGACCGGGCGACGAUGACCUAGUGCCGCAGCAGAAUUUCGAUAUCUCCCUCUAUGUCAAGGCUGGCAUUGAUGGAGAGAGUAUUGGUAAUUGCCCCUUUUCCCAGCGCCUCUUUAUGAUUCUAUGGCUGAAAGGUGUUGUAUUCAAUGUCACAACAGUUGACCUGAAGAGAAAACCAGCAGAUUUACACAACCUAGCUCCUGGUACUCACCCUCCGUUCCUGACCUUUAAUGGAGAGGUCAAGACAGAUGUCAACCAUAUUGAGGAAUUCCUGGAGGAGACAUUGUGUCCACCAAAGUAUCCCAGGCUUGCGGCAAAGCAACAUAAUUCGAAUACUGCUGGAAUUGACAUCUUUGCAAAGUUUUCAGCGUACAUUAAAAACACAAGAAUUAAUGCUAAUGAUGGUCUUGCAAAGAAUUUGAUCAAAGCCUUGAAGGAGUUGGAUGACUACUUGAAUACUCCAUUGCCUGAUGAGAUAGAUGCUGACAUUGUUGAUAAUAUAACUGUGUCUGAUCGCAAGUUCCUUGAUGGCAAUGAGUUAACAUUGGCUGAUUGCAAUCUCCUACCCAAGCUGCAUAUCAUGAAGGUUGUGGCAAAGAAAUAUCGGAACUUCGAGAUCCCACGGGAAAUGACUGGAGUCUGGCGGUACCUGAACAACGUCUACGCUCGGGAUGAGUUCACCAACACUUGUGCUGCAGACAGUGAAAUCGAAACUGCCUAUGCAGAUGUGGCAAGAAGACUCUCAAGAUCCUAAAUCAGCAAGGGGUUCAUUGAAAAUCAGUUUCAAUGAUAAAAGACUUCUUUCAUUUGCCUUGCCUUUUUCAACCUAGAUUCAUCCAUUGGCACCAUUACAUUUCAGCUGUAUUCAUUUUAGUUGGUGUUCUGCUUGUAAAUAAGAAACAUGCUUAAUUACUCAUGAUCGUAAUGUCUAAUGCCUUUCGUUUGCAGCUUAUUGCUUGCCAUUAGAAUUGUAUGUGGCCUUCUAAGAGCUUCAAAUGAGUGGGUUUGCUCAUGGCACUAAUCUUCCUCCUGGGAUUUCAGAAAUGCUGCAGGUUCUGUCAAUGUCCCCAGCCAAAUUGUUAAAGGAGAAUGAAAUUGAAUCACAGCAAUGAUUGAGUUUGAAGAAGAGACCUCAAUUUCUCAGUCAUUAUAAGGAACUAAAGUAGGACUCACAGGAGAAUGUCCUUAACCAGUUAAUCCACGUUAAUCACUAGAACUUCAACUUCGAGAAGGCAGUGUUAAAGUUUUAUUACUUUAUAUCUAACUGAUUGUAGCUUUCCUUUUUUGAGACCCUAGAGGCCUGUGUCUGAGGCAGUCUGUCUCAAAUAAAUCAGACAUGAAAAAUUAUUGGACACACAAAACCAAACAACUCAGUUAUGCCUUUGUACAAAAUUGUUCUUUCACAACAGGGAUGCUACACUUCAUUUACAUUGCCGCCAAUGUUAUUGGGGGCUAGCUUCUCAUACAAGUGUGACCCACUUACUUUAUUUUCUUUUGUUCAUUUGACUUUUAAGGAUUGAGGUAAAGCAACUUUGAGGAUGGACUUCACCUAGUUCUUAAGAUCAUGAGACAUAGGAGUAUUAUUAGGUCAUCUGAUCGUGGCUGAUUAAUUUUUUCCCUGUAACUCCAUUCUUCUGCCUUCACCCUAUAACCCUCAACAAUGUUACUAAUGACGAACAUAUCUACCUCCACUUUAUGUACAUCCAAUGACUUAGCCUUACAGCCAUCUGUAGCAAUAAAUUCAACAGAUUCACCAUCCUCUGGCUCAAGAAAUUCCUUCUCAUCCCUCUUCUAAAGGGAAGUUCUUUUAUUCUGGGGCUUUGCCCUCCGCUCCUUGAAUCUCCCACUACUGGAAACAUGCUCUCCACAUCCACUCUAUCCAGGCCUUUUAAUAUUCAGUAGGUCUCAGUGAAGUUCCUCCUGCCCUCCUACCCCCAGUCCUUCUAAACUCCAGCCAAUGCUGGCACUCUCCAGCGAGCAUAUCUAUCCUUGUAUAUGGGGGCCCAAAACUGGUCACAAUACUCCAGAUGUGGUCUGGCCAAUGCCUUAUAAAGCCUCAACAUUACAUUCGUGCUUAAACUAGAAAAUAGCAGACAGAACCUUUUUUAUUUUGUAGACAAAAUACCAAGAUUUUUAGACAAUGCCCAACGAUGGUGAAAAUACUUUGCAUAAUUUUGCAUAAUUAUCCUAAAAAAUUUAGAUCAUGUGAACAUAAUUCACACAUGUUUUGCAGGUAAAAUUAUGCAGAAUUUAACAUAGGAAUGUAAAUGUAUGGGUUGACAUGUGUAUGGUAUUAAUCUUCAAUGACAUGAUUUUUAUUUCGGAUAUUUUUUUCUGUAGUUUUACCAACAGAGUAGGAAAAUGCUGCAUUGAGAGUGGUUAUCACAUUAGAUUUUCUUAUUGAUGGCAGUGACAUUUUGAUCCCUUAUGACCCUGAAAGAGGCAUACAGAAAUCUCAGAACUUUGGCCAAGUUGUCUUAGCUCAUUUGGAAGGAGAAAUAGAAUCGGCUGAUUGAAAUGUAUUUUAAGAUGUGGGAAAUUUUAAUUCAGUGUAGGUAUUAGUAUGUACCCUGCGUUAUAGCAGUUUGCUUCGUGGAAAUUCGCCCUUAUAGAAUUCAUGAAUAAGUACUUUUUACAAAAUUAUAUUUGGAAUAUUACUUCACUCUUACAGAAUUUUUGUGAGAAAAAAAUAACUUAAACAAAAUUUGAAAGAACCCAUAAAUUCUAUCAAGUCGAUGUUUCAGGCUGAGACCCUUCAUCAGAACAGGAAUAAACAUUGACUGCUUAUUCCCCUCCACAAAUGUUGCUUGACUUGCUGAGUUCCAACACUUCGUGUGUUCAAGAUUUGCAGCAUCUGCAGAAUCUCUUGUAUUUACAAUUUUUAAUCAAUUUUUAUCAAUAGUUUGCCUGAUGAAAAUUUACAAUACAGGUAGCUUUCUAGAAAUACUGGGGAUAAACUAAAUUGGUGGAGUAAAAAUGAACUUAAUCAUUAGAAAAGUAAAAUGUAGAUGGGUAAAUUGCGCCCUCUGGUGUUGCUUCUGAAACAUUGUUUAAAAAAUUGUCAAAACUGAAUCAACAGUCUAUAAUUAUUUGGACUUGUUUGAAAUGUUGAACUUUAAUUGAGACAGUGUUGAAGAAUAAGCUUGCUUUCCGAUUAACAGAAAGAACAUAGAAUGACUGGUCGCUGGGCCAAGUAACACUCUUUUGACUUGAUGAAGUGUAAAUUAAUAUGAGUGAAUUCAAUGUCACAAUGACUACCAGAGACACCACAUUUUUCCUUUACCCCCACACAUUGAUGGUUGAUGAGGUAGCAACACUGGUCAUCUCAAGAGCCAUUGUUUGGCCCAUUUAUUUGUUAGUUCGGCAGAUGAAGUAGAUAACAGCUUUAGCAGGCUGGCACAAGCAUACUUUGCCCCUUGCAAAUUCUUCCUGAUAUCAGCAGAGUACAGAAUUUUUUUUAGUCCAAUAAGCACAGAAAUUAAAUUCAAUUUUACUCUUAAGAUGUUAGAGAUACAAAUAUUGUACCUGCCAUUUUGUUUUUACAGUACUUUAAUUACUUCUUGAUAAAUAGCUAUGACAUUGUUUAAUCAGCUCAAGUUAAAAGUUAGUUCAAUUUUUCAAAUAUGCAAGUUUUUUUCUCUAUUUAAUAGUUUUUGUAUUAAUUAAGCUGGAUAGAUUCCUCUGAGAACUAAUUGUAUUUUAUUAAUCAUUGAGCGUCAUUACUUUUUCUGGACACUUUUAAACGAAAACACGUUCUUCUGGUAAUGUUGAACUGCCAUCAAAUGAAAGCUGGAAGGCCCUCUUUUGUGUACUGAUAUUUUCCUGUUUGCAAGCCCAGGGUUCUUCUCUUACAGAAGAAUAACAGUAAGAGGAUUUGGGGAUAGAUACCAUCAAAAUGACUUUGGGCCAGGGUUUCCUCAAUCAAUGGUAAGGGUCCGUGGCAUAAAAAAAGAUUGGGACCCUCAAUCUCCAGCUUUGAAGGUGCAGAAUUCCCUCCUCUCUUGGCAUGUAGUAGGGUUAGUAAUGCCAUCAAGAGAUGUGUUUGAUGCAAGCAUUUUAGUACUUUGCAUAACCCAAGCCUCUAAUCUGUGAGCAGCUGAACAGGGAGCGAAUACUACCAGUGGGUAAUGGGAACUGGCUACAUUGUUAGAGGAGUAAAUGCAAGUCUAAUAAUAUUGUGUAAUUGUUCAGUACCUGAACAUUGAAGAGUAGACACUGCAACACAGAAAAUCUUUCACUCACUUUAGUGUGCUUGGGGCAGCAUCUACUCCUGUGGGCAGGUACUGUAAAGAGUACUGAUAAUAACCCUCUGCUUUCAUAACACAAAGUGGAAGGGAGACUACUCCAGUAACAAUUAAAUGCUAUUUAACGGAUUGUCACUUUUCUUUGACAAUGAAUGUAACUUCAGCAGGUUGAUGGUAAGAUUGAGAACCUAUUGUAAGGCUUUUUCUCUGAAAGCUGAAGAAUGACUUGGAGGCUUUGAAGAUUGUAAAAGGUUUUGAUUAAACAAAAGCAAUUUCCUCUGAUUGAGGAGAAAGUCAAGAAAAUCAUCAACUUAAAACCUGCUACUACAAAAAUGUGCAGAAUGUUUAGGAGAAAUGCCUUUCCAAUGGGGAUUGUUUAGGAUGUGAAUAUUUACCACAGAAAGCAAUUGUAGAUGUUGUACUGUCCAAAAUAGAGAAGAUUAAAGUUUUAAGUAAGAUAUAAUGGGGUGGGUGAGGAACAGGUUUAGUUUUGGGGUUAUUCAAGCAAAGAAUAUAAGAGUUCAGUGGUUGCCAUCUGUAUAAUAAAUGUAUAUGAUUCUUUAAGUUAUCAGUUGUAAAACAUGUACCUUGCUCUUCUCUGGCUUGUGUCCUGUACAACACCCAUUUGAUGCACAAAUUUGAAAGUGUAUUGAAACGGAAAAUACAAACUCAUGUUUUAGAAUUUUUUAAAAAAGGCCCUUCAGACCUAGUUAACUAAAAUAUGAUGAUGUGAUCCUUUGCAUUAGGAGCUAAGUAUAUAACUCAUUUUAAUUUACACUGAAUUGAGUGAUAUUAACAAGUAUAGUUAUGAUGAAAGCUUUUUUUUUGUUUCUUAUUGACUACAUAAUUAGUAUUUUUCUUAACUGGAACUUUUAAGUGAUUAUAGUGAAGACUUCAUUGAAAAGUUUGCCAUUGUUGCUAGCUUGAGAUGUGUAAUUGUGUUUGAUGGACAAGUGUAUGGCUUUAUAGUAAGACUGUUUAAGAAUCUUACCCACAAUGUACAAUGAAGAAAACACUGGAGAAAGCUAGAUGCUGAAGUGAUUUAAUUUUUUGCUCUGAUUAUUUGCACUGGUUAGAUAAUUGUGCCCAGACUUGACCAGCAGCUGCUAAAGAAAUAAAAUCAUAUAUUUUCACAACAUUAAUUGAAAUCUUUGUCUUUGUAAACAACAAAUUAGCUCAUAUUGUAACAAUCUCAUUAGUUGGGAUUGUGUUUACUCAUUGGAACUCAACGUAAGGGAGCUUUUUCACUGUCUACUGUUAAAAGCUGUACUCUUUAACAGUGUGGCACUGGUGGUUGCAUUCCACUUUGCCUAUCCUCAGUGGCGUGUCUAUCACUGGAAUAUUCUCUGCAUUUUCUAUCAUCUGCAGUUAGUAAAUGUGAGGCAAUGGUGUGUACUUUGGAAUGAUUUGGUAGUCACUUGAUGUGUUUCUCCAGAGUUGUAAUUAGUAACACAAGAUUCAGAUUUUACAAAUCUGAACCGAAAAGAGGUUGUUGUCUUUUUCUUUCAAUGACAUCUAUGUUUUU
Molecule: messenger RNA, 6485 nt
Organism: Mobula hypostoma (lesser devil ray)
Lineage: Eukaryota; Metazoa; Chordata; Chondrichthyes; Myliobatiformes; Myliobatidae
Product: chloride intracellular channel protein 5-like
Exons: 7
Coding region: 346-1470 (374 amino acids)
Source: RefSeq, a predicted model, not a curated record